Molecule: messenger RNA, 1425 nt
Organism: Suillus fuscotomentosus
Lineage: Eukaryota; Fungi; Basidiomycota; Agaricomycetes; Boletales; Suillaceae
Exons: 4
Coding region: 1-1425 (474 amino acids)
Source: RefSeq, a predicted model, not a curated record
AUGCAUGGAAGGCCAUUGUGCAUGGAAGGCCAUUGUGCAUCCCCCAUUCUCAUAGAUGACACGCCUCCACAAUCCCAAACAAUCCCUAAGCAGAAGCUUGUCCCAAUUGUCGAGAUCUGGAAUUGUCCUCCUCCACGUCCAUUGAAGGCUUCAAAGGGAAAGAAACCUGCACACGAGGUCAUUCCUGUCGACAUGUCCAGCGAUAUACAGGUCAGCUCUGAAUCGGAUGCCGAGGAUGAGUUCAAGGAGGACAAAGACGCCCUUGAGAGUGAAGACUCAGAGUAUGAAGAUGAAGUCGCCACUUCUCGUAAACGCAAGGUGAAGGGAACCAGAGGCCAUCGCUCACAUAAGCAACGUGCUCCAUCAAGCAACGUUCAAGUUGUUGAACCACCUUGCGAGGGGAGAAAAGCCGUCAAGGGCAAGGGAAAAGCGGCUGACAAGGAUACUGGCAAGGAGCAGAAGAUCGCAAAGAAAGUGCACUAUGUCUCCGUCGCAACUGAACCAGACACUGAACAGGAUGGACACAAAGCUUUAUGUCUUCGUGAUGGCCCACAGGACUCGUUGCAACCACGCACUCAAUGCGAACUUCCAAAGCCCAAACAAGUCAUUCCAGGAUCAUCCGAAAGUGCACGCCAAGCUGUGCUGUACUCAGAAGGCAAGCGUCAACCGCAUGCACCAGGAGGUUCCAACACCGCCCAGGAUGCACGACAAGGAAGUCUCGACACCUCCCAGGAGGUUCUGCAAGGGGGUUCCGAUGCCUUGCAAGGAGGUCCAGAUGCCUCGCAAGGAGGCCAUGAUACAUCCCAGGUCGCACAGCAAGGAGGACUCAGAGGCCCCAGAACCUCUAGAUGGGACUUACCUUUGAGGGGGAAGAUGGAGGAUACGUUCACGCAGGCCAGUGACCAUUUGCAGGUGCCUUCACCCACACCUUCAUCUCCAUCCCCUCAGAGUCGAGAGCAACUGCGCUCACUUCUUCCAGCACCCUAUGAUCAGCACAACACAACUGCCCAACCUAAUGGGCAGCAACACGUUAGCAAUAGAAGUCUUCCUCUGCCACCAUCUCGUGGUUCUAUGGAGUACCAGCCCAUGACUCAACAGCAUCUGCCUAGUGGUGUGAAUUAUGUCCCUGGUGUCAAUGCAGCUCGUCAGCCUCAACAUUCCAUGGAUGCUUGCAACACCAUGUACACAUAUCCUCCGCCCCAUCACCCCUACUAUCCUACGCACUCAGAAUCCUAUGAGCAAGGGACUGGCAUCAGGAAAAAACAUAGUCCAGCCCCGCGUCAUGAUGGACUUGAUCCUCGUCAAAACUGGCCUCGUUAUGUUGCAUAUGCUGAGGAUGAACGGAUGAUUCGCGCAAAUUCAACGAGCCCACUACCUGGUCUUAUGCAGUACUCGUCAUCUCCCCCCCAGUCUGAAGGCAAUUAG